Molecule: messenger RNA, 691 nt
Organism: Cylicocyclus nassatus
Lineage: Eukaryota; Metazoa; Nematoda; Chromadorea; Rhabditida; Strongylidae
Source: the annotation of a GenBank genome assembly
CAGGACAAGCCCAAUGAAAUUCCUGGUCGUUGCCUUAUUUCCACUGGCAGAAACAUUUCUGCGCCCAAACAGCCAUGAGCUAAUCAUGAGAAGUGCAGAUCAACCUCAAAUAACUGAUCUUGAUCGUUCUGAAGCAGGAUAUCGCGAUCACUGCGAAAGUGGAUGGACAUAUUUUGAUGAAACAAACGCCUGCUAUAAAAAUUUCUUCCAUGCUACUUUUCAAAGCGCCGAAAAUCUAUGUCAAACUGUUGGAGCACAUUUGACUUCAAUCCACAGUCAUGACGAAAACCUUUUCGUGGCUGAGCUUGCCAAAUCGGGUAGGCAUAUGACUAACGAUUCUACACAAGGGACUUGGAUUGGUCUGGAACGUUAUGCUCAUUUGAAUUGGACCUGGACUGAUGGCACAAAGGUUGACUUUCUACUAUGGGCUCCAGGUCAACCAGAUAACAUGGGUGGAGUACAAGAAUGCGGGCAGCUGUGGCCAGAUCCACGUGCAGAAUUAGAAGGAGUUGUGAACUACCAAAGAUGGGACGAUUUACAUUGUCACAUUGAAAUUAGAUCGUUUGUGUGCAAAAAAAAUGCCUUUGCCGAAGUUGCGAGACAAAAACGCGUUUGAUUGUUGUGAGUGAAAGUCUGUACAACAAUAAAUCUUACCAUGGCAAUAAAUACUCUGAAUAAAUUUUCAAUGGUA